AUGGAAGAGUUGGCAGCAGGCUGGGUGGCGCGCUGCCCGUGGAUGUGGGCUGCCAACGCCGGCGGCGGCCGCAGGGCCGGUGCCGGGCUCACCUGCCUCUGCACGCUGCUGCUGCUCGCCGGGGACCUCCCGCAGGCAGGGCAGAGUGCCUACAUCAACCUGACGGCGCUUGGCAGGUCCGCGUCCAUUCCGCUGUCCAUGGACGACGACUCGCCCUACCUGAGAGACCUCUACUGGCCACUAAACGACUCGUGGCAGCUCGCUGGCUUCGAUGGCGCAGAGGAUGGACACCUCAUCGGUGACUUCCUGGGCGAGCUCCAUUCGACACCGCGGCCUCUGCUGAGACAGCCCUCCGGUCCUCCGGAACCAGAGUUCGACUCCGGGCUGGUGACAAAUGUGACGGCGCAGCUGGGAGCCACGGCCUACCUGCACUGCCGCGUCAAGAACCUGGGUGAGCACUCGGUCUCGUGGGUGAGGAGGCGAGACUGGCACAUCCUGUCCUCGGGACUCUACACGUACACCAACGACGACCGCUUCCAGGUAACCAGCUUCAACAACCGAGAAGACUGGACGCUGCAGAUACAAUACGUCCAGAAGAGGGACAACGGCACUUACGAAUGUCAGGUGGCGACGGACAACGGCCUGAUGUCGCACUACUUCAACCUGCACGUGACGGUGCCAACAGCGUUCAUCCUGGGCAACGGGGAAUACCACAUCGGCGAGGGCAGCACCAUCUCUCUCGUCUGCAUAAUCGAAAAUAGCGAGACGGCGCCCCGGCCGGUGCUGUGGUGGCACAACGAGCGGCCGCUCGACCAGAGCGGCGUGGCCGGCGUGUCGGUGAUCACGGAGCCGGGCCCGCGCACGCACUCGCGCCUCGUCGUGUCGCACGCGACGCGCGCCCACUCCGGCAACUACACGUGCGCCGCGCCCGACACCGAGCCCGACACCAUCAACGUGUACGUCUCGCAAGGUGACAACACAGCAGCCAUCCAGAAGCAAGAAGCAUCCGCCGGGUUUCAUCCUUCGCCGGUUUGGCAUCUUGCCGCUAGUAUAAUAAUUGCCAUCUUGAGGGAACUUAGUCGAUGA
Messenger RNA from Schistocerca cancellata (South American locust), 1086 nucleotides. RefSeq names its product neurotrimin-like. Gene Ontology annotation, cellular component: neuron projection membrane. The record is from RefSeq and is a predicted model, not a curated record. NCBI's taxonomy places the organism in Eukaryota, Metazoa, Arthropoda, Insecta, Orthoptera, Acrididae. Gene Ontology annotation, biological process: synapse organization. The coding region runs from base 1 to 1086 and encodes 361 amino acids. The transcript is spliced from 8 exons.